UCUCUAAGAGAACAAUACCCAGAUGGGCCUUGAUCGUAGACCCAACACCAUAUUGCCAGAGGGCGGGGCCUCAUAACCCCACCUAUAAGACGCAAGAUGUGAAUUGUAUACAAAUAAGGGAUACUGAAAUGAGAAUGCUGGUGGCAGCUGCUCUCCUCCUGUGUUGCAUUGUCACACAGAUCCUAACCAAAAUCCAAGAUCCAUAUAAACGGGAGUGCAUAACCAGGAAGAUUCACUGCCACCCUAAAGCCAUUUGUCAGCAAGACGAGCUGACGUCUGAUUUCUAUUGCCGGUGUCUGCCCGGCUACAAAGGUGACGGAAUAAAUUCUUGUCAAGAUCCUGGAUUUCGUAUCACCACCUCCAACCUAUCAGCUUGCGAUGGCUUUGGAGAACAAGUUUGUCUUCUUAAGGUCACAGAACGGAAGGUCACCUUUGGGGUCACGGUCUCUGCUUUGGGCCACCGUCGCUCAUACAUUGUGUGGUGGUACAAAUUCUACAUCGGCCAAAGCCCCCAGUUCAACAGCUAUCGAAGAAGGCUGGCACCUGUGGAGAACAUGACCCGGAGGAUGAUAGUGGCGAAUCAUGGCCGGACCCUAACCCUACUGUCAAUCAAGGAAGAUGAUUUUUACCCAAACCUUUUCUGGGCGGAAGUGAAAUUGCAUGCGCCGCCUACCAAGACAGCUACGGUUGAAGCUUACGAUUGGAUGGCCUUUGAGAUGCUGAAUCCUUCCCAACUGAAGUACUUAUUUGUGUUGGAUAGUACACCGACAGAACUUGGAAGGUUCUUGGAAGGAGACACCGUCACCAUUCAGUUGCCAAAGUACAUCCAGCUGCCGCCUUCUAGUUUCGUCAGGUGGAUCAAGGAGCCGCGGCCAAGGACGUUGCUGGAGGGCCAGGCAGAGGUCUUAGCCAAUGGCGUGGAAAGGAUGGAACUUCAAGGAUUAAAUGACUCUGAUUUUGGCUACAUCCGAGCUCUUGUAUUUGAUUUUAGCCCCGAUGUUCCCGGACGAGUCUUGGUUGCCCAGAAGCUCUUCCUAAUAGAGAAAGAUGUCAGCAAAACUUGCCACGGAGGUCGGGAUGAAAAGAACUGCCACUGCAAGUCGGGGUUUGAAGGAAACGGUUUGCACUGUAUCGACAUCAAUGAGUGUGAGAAAGGGACACCCCUGAACUGUCUGCCGGAAGCUGAGUGCACCAAUACCUACGGAUCGUAUUUUUGCCGCUGCCCGAGAGGCUUGGAAGGAGACGGCCUGUUCAGCUGCAUCGACAUUGACGAAUGCACCAGGGGAACCCACGGCUGCAACCAAGACUCCGCCUGCUUGAACACCCUGGGCUCUUACUUCUGCAUGUGUCAGAGUGGAUUUAUCGGGGAUGGUGUCCUUUGUAAAGGUAAUCGAGCGAAAAGCACCUGGUCCCCGUGGUCUCCGUGGUCGGUCUGUUCUGCUACCUGUGGCGUCCAGAACCAGAUGCGGAUCCGACGCUGCACUCACCCGGAGAGUGGCGUGCGGUGUAAGGGACGAUCUGCUGAGCUCAGGGUUUGCCCUCAGCUACAACCCUGCAUGGUCAAUGGCCAGUGGUCAGAAUGGUCACCCUGGUCCAUAUGUUCGGAGACGUGUUCCGGGAUGAGGAGAAGGAUCCGCAGGUGUGACAGCCCUGCCCCCUCAAGAGGAGGGCUGCCUUGUCAAGGGGAGGAGGACCAGCUGGCCAUGUGCGGCAACCACCACUGCCCAGUCGAUGGAAGGUGGUCCCCCUGGGAGCCGUGGACUCCCUGCCCGGUCUCCUGCGGACUAGGAGUCAUCCGGCGAUCGCGGUCUUGCAACAAGCCUGCUCCGAAGCAUGGGGGGAAGAACUGCAGCGGCCACGGAUACGAGGAAGGCUCCUGUGGAUUUCCAGAGGCCUUCUGCAAAUAUCUGCCGAAAUUCUAUGCAUCUAGAUGACCCGGGAAACCAAGUCGGUGAAAAAGGCCAACGCUGGCCAACGUAGCAAAAAGGGAAAUGGAGGAACAGAAUGAUGAUCAAGUAAUCAUUCUCUGAUGGACACAGAACUGAGUGUGAGACCUAUGGCUUAGCUGGAAUUGGAGUCCUUCGUUGGACAUACAAAAUGAUUCUCACAUGUCCUCAAACCAUUGCAGGAGGAAUGGAUUAUCUUUGUGGGAAUUCAAGAAGGAGAGAACAUCAAACAGUUCCCAACCUUGGGUAUUCCAAUGUUCUUAGAGUGCAACUCCCAGAAACCUUCAGCUAGCCAGGAUUUCGGAGAUCUGUGGUCCAAGACCACCUGGGUUAUCCAAGGUUGGGAACCAGCGCUCUUGAAGAACACUAGCGAACCAUGUGAAUUGUACUAAGAAAUACCUGGAAUCAGGCAUCUUGGUGUCUUCUCCAGAAAUUAAAAUAUUCUUAAACUAGCUU
Pogona vitticeps (central bearded dragon) is the source of this 2402-nucleotide messenger RNA. NCBI's taxonomy places the organism in Eukaryota, Metazoa, Chordata, Lepidosauria, Squamata, Agamidae. The record is from RefSeq and is a predicted model, not a curated record.